Molecule: messenger RNA, 4341 nt
Organism: Passer domesticus (house sparrow)
Lineage: Eukaryota; Metazoa; Chordata; Aves; Passeriformes; Passeridae
Gene: ARHGEF26
Product: Rho guanine nucleotide exchange factor 26
Exons: 14
Coding region: 480-2945 (821 amino acids)
Biological process (GO): activation of GTPase activity
Molecular function (GO): protein binding; guanyl-nucleotide exchange factor activity
Source: RefSeq, a predicted model, not a curated record
GUAGGGGCACAGCCGGGGGUGCCGGCACCACCGCGCAGCUGAGGACGGGGCGGUGGCAGUGCCGCCACGGCCGUGUGCCAAGCCCACAAUCCAACGCCUGUCCCGGCAGGACACCUGCGGGUCCGGCCCGGCAGCCCGGGAAUGCCGCUGCAGCCAGCCGCGGGGCCGGGAAGCGCUGCCCGUGCUGCCGGUGCCUCUCCUCGCCCCACGGCCGAGAGCUCACCCGCGCGGCCGGACCCGCCGCCGCUACCUGCGCGGGGCAGGGCCGGGCCCGGGCAGCCCGGCCCCGGCGGGGCAGGGCCGUGCCGGCGGCGGAAGCGCCGCUCCGCCCGCCCCAGCCGAGCCGCAGGUGGGGCGGUGCGCUCUGCCCGGCCCGGCCCGGCCCGGCCCGCGCUGGCCCCGCGCCCGGCGGGGCUGUGGCGGCGGGCGAGCCGCGCUCCGCGCCCGCCUCCCUCGCGAGCGGCGCCGGGCGGGCGGCGAUGGACGGGCAGCCCCCGGCGGGCCCCGCCGCGCCGCGCUGGAGGCGGCGAGCGACCCCGCGCCCGCAGCCCCUCGCCUGGAGCAAGCUGCGGCCGCAGUCCUACCAGAGCCCCAGCGGAGUGCUCGUCACCGACUUCCCCGUGGAGGACAGGUGCGCCUUCCCCGUGACUCAGCCCGCCGGCACCGGCACCCGCUCGCCCGGCAGCCCCGCCAUGGGAUCGGUGUCCAACGGCACCGUGCGGCCGCCGGGCUCCCCCGCGCUGUCCCCGGAGCGGCGCUCCCGGGCGCUCGCCCUGGCUCCGGACAGCCCCGUCGGUUCCACCGCCAACGGCACCAUCUCCCCGCCGGGCAGCGGGCAGGGCCGCCGGCCGCGGCCGCCCGGCACCGCGGGGCUGCCCGCGCUGGCCCCGCAGCAGGAGCGGAUCGUGUUCGGAGCCAGCGCUCAGCCCGCACCGUGCCCCCGGGCUGCCGGGCCCCCGGAGGCGCCGGGGCGAUCCCCCGGGCCCAGCCGGGCUGCCGGGCCCCCGGAGGCGCCGGGGCGAUCCCCCGGGAGCGGGCCCUCGGCGGGGCCGCGCGCGGAGCCCCCCGCGCUGCUGAGCACGCACAGCCCCGCGGCGCGCAGGGUGGGCUCGCAGCAGCUGAUCCCCCGCAGCCUGGCCGAGAGCCGGCCCCCGGGCCAGGAGCGGGGCCUGAAGGCGCGCAGCCUGGUGGAGACCCCGCGGCUGUCCCUGGGCAGCGACCCCGAGGACGAGCCCGAGGGCGGCCCGGGCGCGCUGCGGCGCGGGCUGCGCUCCACGUCCUACCGCCGGGCCGUGGUGAGCGGCGUGGACCUGGACGGCUCCGCCAACUGCAAGAAGCAAAACAGAAUGUCCCAGCCCAUCCUGAAAGCGGUGGUUGAAGAUAAAGAGAAGUUCUCGAGCCUGGGGAGGAUUAAGAAGAUGCUGAAAGGACAAGGGACGUUUGAUGGGGAAGAAAAUGCUGUUUUAUAUCAGAACUAUAAAGAAAAAGCUCUGGACAUAGAUUCUGAUGAAGAGUGUGAGCCCCAAGAGCAGAAGUUGGAUGACAAGGUUGUUUUUCCCUAUAAGCCCCUGAGGUCGACGUGGAGCCAGCUCUCUGUGGUGAAGAAGAACGGCCUGUCAGAAGCCAUCAGCCAGGAGGAAAGGAAGAGACAGGAGGCAAUAUUUGAGGUGAUAUCUUCUGAGCACUCCUAUUUGCUGAGCCUGGAGAUUCUGAUCCGGAUGUUUAAAAAUUCCAGGGAACUGAGCCUCACAAUGACCAAAACAGAGAGCCACCACCUCUUCUCCAACAUCACGGAUGUUUAUGAAGCAAGCAAAAAGUUCUUUGAGGAGCUGGAGGCCAGGCACCAGAGCAGCGUUUUCAUCGAUGACAUCAGUGACAUCGUGGCACGGCACGCGGGCUGCAGCUUCGACCCCUACGUGAAGUACUGCACCAACGAGGUGUACCAGCAGCGCACCCUGCAGAGACUGCUAGCCACAAACCCAGCGUUUAAGGAGGUGCUGUCCCGGAUCGAGGCCCACGAGGAUUGCCGGAACUUGCCCAUGAUCUCCUUCCUCAUCCUCCCCAUGCAGAGAGUCACUCGUCUCCCCUUGCUGAUGGAUACUAUUUGCCAGAAAACCCCCAAGGAUUCAGCAAAAUACGAGAACUGCAAGCAGGCUCUGAAAGAAGUCAGCAAGCUCGUGCGUCUGUGCAACGAGGGCGCCCGCAAGAUGGAGAGGACGGAGAUGAUGUACACCAUUAACUCCCAGCUGGAAUUCAAAAUCAAGCCAUUUCCAUUGGUUUCCUCUUCACGGUGGCUGGUGAAAAGGGGUGAAUUAACAGCCUAUGUAGAAGACACUGGACUUUUUUCCAAAAGAACCUCUAAGCAGCAGGUGUACUUCUUCCUCUUCAAUGAUGUCCUCAUCAUCACCAAGAAAAAGAGCGAGGAGAGCUACAACGUGACGGAGCACUCGCUGCGGGAGCAGCUGCAGGUGCUGCCGUGCGCCGGGGAGGAGCCCGGCUGCUCUCCGGCCCGGGGCCCGGCCGGGAUGCUGCACUCGGGCCGCGCCCCGGGCCCCCACCUCUUCCGGCUCGUGCUGCUCAGCAACCACGCCGGGGACAGGGUGCAGAUGCUCCUGGGCGCAGAGACGCAGAGUGACAGAGCCCGCUGGAUCACGGCGCUGGGCCAGGACAGCGAGGGGCACCACACGGACAGGACCACCCUGGCCCAGGUGGAGAUCAUCAGAACCUACACAGCCAAGCAGGCCGAUGAGCUCUCUCUGCAAGUCGCUGAUGUCGUUUUGGUUUAUCAAAAGGUGAAUGACGGCUGGUACGAGGGGGAGCGGCUGCGGGACGGCCAGAGGGGCUGGUUCCCCUCGGAGUGUGCCAGGGAGAUCACCUGCAGGGCCACCCUGGACAAGAACAUGGAGCGCAUGGGCCGCCUGCUGGGGCUGGAAACCAACGUGUAACCUGCUGCUCACCCCGGCUGGGACGGGGGACAGCAGGGCCACAGCAGCGCCACAGCCCAGCAGCAGCACCCUGGAGCCCCACAGUCCCUGCUCUGACAGCUCCCAGCUGAGCCCCAGCAGCAGCACCGUGCAGCAGUGUCUCGGGCACAGCUCUGCCUCCUUGCCCUCUUGCUCCGUCUGCUUUUGAGCAUCUGAAGUUGUUUCCAGCAGCAGAACUCUGUAGGGGCCUGGGCCCCAGUGCUGGGUGUCCUGCUGCUGAGGAGCUGCAGCCCCAGACCCUGUUACUGCCCCUCGUGUCAGACCCCCGUGGCACCUGAGCUCCAGUGGGCAGCUCUGGACUCUAAAGGCUGACCUACCUCUCCGGGCGAAUCAGGGAUGGCACAGCUGGCACAGGCACAGCUGGCACUGCCUCUCCAGGACUCUGCAGCUGCGCCUCCAUGGGGCUGCUCAGACUGGCUCCAGCUUCUGCUGGGGCAAAGGAUUUCUGAAAGCCAGGAAAGGGCACCACCCUCUGCUGCUCCAUCCUAGCACAGGUAUUUUGCUGCAGAGUAGCUGCUGGGAGCGGGGGCAGUGCUUUCUGGGUUUCUCAGGUGUCUGCUGAGGUCUUGCACUUCACUCAGUGCUUCAGGGCAGCGGUGAUGGAACAGGAACUGCACUCGCUGCUCUGGGAACAAAUGCACUCAAGGCUGAGCAGAGUUCAGGGCAGGUUCAGAGGUGUGAGAGUGUGUGUGACAAAAACCCUCCCUUGUAAGGACCAGCUGCUGACGCAGCAGUGUAGAAAUGAGGGGACAACUUGUACUAGCAAGGCUUUCUUCCUGUUGCCUUCCCAGCCUCUGCGGGUUUUUAUCCUGCACAAUGCUGACUGGGAGUGAAUUGAGUGUUUGUAAAGAUGUGUAGCUCUAAUAAUUUAAACUACAGGAGGAAGGCAGGAAUUUUGUACAAAAAUACUUACCUGGACAGUGUGACAGUGGUUAUACAGCCUUACAAAUUAAUUUAUAAGUGGACUGAUAAAAUAGUAAUGAGAGAAACUGUAAAUUGAACAAAGACUUAUUUAACAUAGUAAAAACACUGCAACUGUUUUAACAAAUUUUACUGUAUACAUGUGGAUGUUUAACAUGUAGCUGAAUGUAUAAAUCCAGGCAUUAAUUUUAUUCAGAUUUUUUAAUACACUGUAUAUAUUUUUCAUACCUAGUUUUUCAAAAAAUGCUGUAAUGUUUUGUAAAGACAUUUUUCAUUUUCCUAUUGUUGGACACAGUUCUUCAGGAAUUAAAAGACUUCUGUGAUUUUAUAGGACAACAAUCAAUAAAGUGCUUUUAAAUCCUUACUAAAAAAAGUUUUGAUUUUGUUUUAAAUGCCAUAAAGCCACCAGUUGAUAAUGUAAUUUUUGUCAGAGAAA